Molecule: messenger RNA, 3698 nt
Organism: Fukomys damarensis (Damara mole-rat)
Lineage: Eukaryota; Metazoa; Chordata; Mammalia; Rodentia; Bathyergidae
Gene: Nfxl1
Product: nuclear transcription factor, X-box binding like 1
Exons: 23
Coding region: 124-2808 (894 amino acids)
Biological process (GO): regulation of DNA-templated transcription
Cellular component (GO): nucleus
Molecular function (GO): zinc ion binding; RNA polymerase II transcription regulatory region sequence-specific DNA binding; DNA-binding transcription factor activity, RNA polymerase II-specific
Source: RefSeq, a predicted model, not a curated record
AAACGCCCUCUGCCCCGCCCUGGGCUUCUCCGGAUAAGGAAUGUGCUCUUGCUGCCACGGUUUCUGCCUGCUACAGGCCGGGGCUUCUGGGACUUGUAGUCGCUGCGGACAGGCGCCGUCGGGAUGGAAGCUUCCUGGCGCCAGGUGGCCGGUGGCCGAGGCCGUGCCCGAGGACGGGCCAGUGCAGCCCCCUCCCCGGGGAAUGGAGUCCCUCUGCACGGCGCGGGAGGAGGGCGAGAGAAGAGGUCGGGGGGCUCCGUCCUUUCUGGCCCCAGCCCCGGAGGAACCGAGACCCCCGCGGCUGCAGAGCUAAUGUCCCAGAGGAAAUUUGAGGAAAUCAAGAAGGCUAAUCAAGCUGCAGCCAGAAAACUUGUUGAAGAACAUUUUAGUUCAUCUGAAGAGGAAGGAGAUGAAGAAUUUGAAGGGAAACAGGGAAAAAUAAUUGCUAAUACAUUUACAACAUACGCUACUCAGACAGAUGGAGAUACACGUGAAUUAGAGCGAACAAAACAGUACGUAAAUGAAGCUUUUCAAGCAGGGGCUAUGACAUGCUUGAUUUGUAUUGCUUCAGUGAAGAGAAACCAAGCAGUUUGGAGCUGUAUGGGAUGUUUCUGUAUAUUUCACAUGCCCUGUAUCCAGAAGUGGGCUAAAGAUAGCCAGUUUCUUCUUUCUUCUCUGAUGGAUGAUGAUUUUGGAACGAGAGAUUAUCCUUGGCCUUGUCCGAAGUGUAGGUUUGAAUACAAACGGUCAGAAACGCCUAGUAGGUACUAUUGCUAUUGUGGAAAAGUAGAAGAUCCACCUUUAGAUCCAUGGCUUGUGCCUCACUCAUGUGGUCAAGUAUGUGAGAGAGAGUUUAAACCACCUUGUGGCCAUAAGUGUUUACUCCUCUGUCAUCCAGGUCCUUGCCCGCCUUGUCCAAAAAUGGUCACAACUACUUGUUACUGUAAGAAAGCAAAACCCAUCCCUCGUAGAUGUAGUGCCAAGGAAUGGUCCUGCCAGCAGUUAUGUGGGCGAAAGUUGCUUUGUGGGCAACAUAAGUGUGAAAAUCCUUGUCAUGCAGGAAGUUGUCAACCUUGUCCAAGGGUGAGUAGACAAAAAUGUGUCUGUGGCAAGAAAGUAGCUGAAAGAAGCUGUGCAAGUCCAUUGUGGCACUGUGAUCAAGUAUGUGGAAAAACACUGCCCUGUGGUAAUCAUACUUGUGAACAAGUUUGCCAUGUUGGUAGUUGUGGAGAAUGUCCUCGAUCUGGGAAAAGGUUCUGUCCAUGUCAGAAAUCAAAGUUUUCUUUGCCCUGUACAGAAGAUGUACCAACUUGUGGAGAUAGUUGUGACAAAGUUCUGGAGUGUGGAAUCCAUAGAUGCUCACAGCGUUGUCACCGAGGUCCUUGUGAAAUAUGUAGACAAGAGGUGGAAAAGCUUUGUCGCUGUGGAAAGCAUACAAAACGAAUGUCAUGUCAUAAACCUUAUCUGUGUGAAACUAAAUGUGUUAAGAUGCGUGACUGUCAGAAGCAUCAGUGCAGGAGAAAGUGUUGCCCUGGGAACUGUCCACCUUGCGAUCAAAACUGUGGACGGACUUUAGGAUGCAGAAACCAUAAGUGUCCGUCUGUCUGCCACAGAGGCAGUUGCUAUCCAUGCCCAGAAACUGUAGAUGUGAAGUGCAAUUGUGGAAAUGCAAAGGUGACAGUGCCCUGUGGUCGAGAAAGAACCACAAAACCACCCAAAUGCAAAGAGCUGUGCAGUCGACCACCAACAUGUCACCAUGCAAGUCGAGAAAAACAUCGCUGUCACUUUGGUCCCUGUCCACCAUGCCAUCAGCCGUGCCAAAAAGUUUUGGAGAAGUGUGGUCACUUGUGUCCAGCUUCAUGUCAUGACCAAGCAUUAAUAAAGCAGCCUGGCUGGCAUCAACCUACAGGCCCUUGGGAGCAACCUUCUGAACCAGCAUUUGUUGAGACCGCGUUACCUUGUCCUCCAUGUCAAGUUCCUAUUCUUGUGGAAUGUCUGGGGAAGCAUGAGGUGAGUCCCCUACCAUGCCAUGCUGUAGGGCCCUACUCCUGUAAGAGAGUUUGUGGAAGAAUCUUAGAUUGUCAGAAUCAUACUUGUUUGAAAGAAUGCCACAAGAUAACUGAAGUUGAUGCCUACUGUAACAAAAACAAGGCUGGCCCAGAAUGCCUUCGUUGUGAAGAAGGGUGCUCUAAAUCACAGCCGUUGGGCUGCCCUCAUCCAUGUGUCUUGCCAUGUCACCCUGGAGAAUGUCCUCCUUGUGUUCAGAUGCUUAGGAUAAAAUGUCAUUGCAAGAUCACAAGCCUGUAUGUGGAAUGUAGAAAAAUAACCACAGCUGAUGUAAAUGAAAAGAACCUCCUCAGUUGUUGCAAAAAUCAGUGUCCUAAAGAGCUUCCUUGUGGUCAUAGAUGCAAAGAGAUGUGUCAUCCUGGUGAGUGUCCCUUUAAUUGCAACCAGAAAGUUAAACUUAGAUGUCCUUGUAAAAGAAUAAAAAAGGAAUUGCAAUGCAAUAAAGUACGUGAAAAUCAAGUUUCUAUAGAAUGUGACACAACAUGCAAGGAAAUGAAGCGGAAAGCAUCUGAGAUAAAAGAAGCAGAAGCCAAAGCUGCUCUUGAAGAGGAAAAACGAAGACAACAGGCUGAACUGGAGGCUUUUGAAAACAGACUGAAGGGUCGUCGGAAGAAGAACAGAAAAAGAGAUGAAGUGGCAAUUGAGCUAUCGUUUUGGCAAAAAUACAAAUAUUAUUGUCUUCCAGCAUGUGGAGUUGCAGUGGUAGUGUUUGCAUGGUACAUCACCCUUGUUAUGGAUUAAAUACAAUGUUCAUCUUUUUUUUUUUUUUUUUGGUACCGGGGAUUGAACUCAGGUCCUUGCGCUUUGCAAGGCAGGCCACCGAACCACUGAGCUAAAUCCCUGGCCCCACAAUGUUCAUCUUUAAUAUACCUCAGAUUGAAUUUAGAUAAAUUGUUUAGGAUAUUAAACGAGGCAUAUUGUAGAACAUGACACAGUUCACAUUCAUAUCUUAUAUUCUCCAGCUGUUGGUAGAAGGGCAGAAUGUUAAGCUUUAUCUUUAUUAAUAUUCUAGAAAGGGCAGUAGAACACUGUUUAAAUCAAAAGCAUGACUGAAAUUGUGAAGUAUUUCAUAAGGCUUACCUAGUGGCAGAGUUACAUGUUUGUCAUUCAUUGUGCUUUUCUUUGUAGUAACUUAGUUGUUUCAUUUACUAUUUCAGAUCAGUAUUUAAAAUUUUUUAAAAUUCAGAUGAAACUGAGCCAUAUGUGCAGAAAGAGGAAUAUUUCUCAAUGUUUCAGUUACUUAGUACUUUUCUUGAUCUUGUAACUUUGUACAUUUUUAAAAAAGAGAUUCUCUAAAAGAUCUUUUAAAUUGUAACAUGAAGCUUUAGUUAGGGAGAAAUAAAUUUUACAUAAUGUGUUACUCAGAAAAGAUAGUUGUUUCCGCAAAUGCCAGGCUAGGUUUUUCACAUAUGGCUGUUUCCUGUGCAAGGUAUCUUUCAACUGAAGUUUUGUAAAACUUGUAUGUAUCUUUUAAAGAUAAUAAUAAAAGAAAAACUAAUAUUUAUGGCUAAUAUGUGCUGAGCACAGGGUUUACGUAUGGAAUUGAUUCUCAUUUCUUUAUCACAAUUUUAGGUAGAGUAUAUAGCUAGAAAUCUUAUGAAAACAAAUCAAUAUCAGCCAAUUUUGUUGAA